AUGAAGAGACGAAGACAUCGAAGAAGAAAGAUAGACAAACUAGAGACACGGAAAAACAAAGUAUUGAGAAAACAGUUGAAGACUCUAUAUGAAUAUAUGGUCCUACUAAAGGAUAUAGAGGAAUACAUGAAACUUAAUCGUCCAAACGAGAGUUAUACUAUAAUAUUUUAUAGUAUAAGAGAAAAUAAUGAAGAUGAAGAUGACAAUGAAAAUGAUGAAGACAAUUCUGAAAAUGAUACAGACAAUGAUUCUGAAAAUGAUGAAUACAAUAUGUCCUCGGAUUCAGGCAUUUCGUCUUUAAACGAUUCGUCUUCAGAAGAUUCGUCUUCAGAAGAUUCGUCUUCAGAAGAUUCGUCUUCAGAAGAUUCGUCUUCAGAAGAUUCGUCUUCAGAAGAUUCGUCUUCAGAAGAUUCGUCUUCAGAAGAUUCGUCUUCAGAAGAUUCGUCUUCAGAAGAUUCGUCUUCAGAAGAUUCGUCUUCAGAAGAUUCGUCUUCAGAAGAUUCGUCUUCAGAAGAUUCGUCUUCAGAAGAUUCGUCUUCAGAAGAUUCGUCUUCAGAAGAUUCGUCUUCAGAAGAUUCGUCUUCAGAAGAUUCGUCUUCAGAAGAUUCGUCUUCAGAAGAUUCGUCUUCAGAAGAUUCGUCUUCAGAAGAUUCGCCUUCAGAAGAUUCGCUUUCAGAAGAUUCGCCUUCAGAAGAUUCGCCUUUAGAAGAUUCACAUCUUCAGAAGAUAUAUUUCCAGAAUAUUCACUUCCAAGAUUUAUUCCCAGAAUAA
Trachymyrmex septentrionalis is the source of this 771-nucleotide messenger RNA. RefSeq names its product clumping factor A-like. The transcript has 2 exons. NCBI's taxonomy places the organism in Eukaryota, Metazoa, Arthropoda, Insecta, Hymenoptera, Formicidae. Bases 1 to 771 code for a protein of 256 amino acids. The record is from RefSeq and is a predicted model, not a curated record.